CCCGUUGCCCCCUCUUCCCACCCAAGCGCGUUUUUUUCGAUUCGUGCAAGUGGGACCUCGCCCCAAGCGAGGAGGUCUUGAGCUCUCGCCGGCUCAUGACUGCGCCUACCUUAGGCUACCUACAGCAGUACAAAUUGGGAGAAGAGACGUGCCGCCGGCAGAGUUGGAGCAAGACACUCGAGGAGAGAGAACAAGCGACAGAUAGAAUGAAGACAGGUGAUGUUCACUGAACCUCGCUCGCGGACGGCGGGUGACGGAAAGAGACAGACGAGGCGCAGAGUAGCUUCGAUCUUGACCGUCGAGUCGUCGGCCGGCAAUUGGACUAGGGCGAGGGUGAUGAUGCACUCACCGGCUAGCCUGCGCUCUUCAGCAAUGGCGGUCGCAGCGACAGCGACCUCGAAUUCUCGUGCUUUUUGGGUGAACACCCUCCGUCUGCGGGAUAUGUGGAUCAUCCUUUGGGUAUGUGUGCCCUGCUUCCGUCCACUCCCUGCCGGUUGUACCGUCGCCCUUGGGAUCGCCGACGUCCACCAUCAUGGCGAUGGCUCAUCAGCGCCGCACUCAAAGACGAUGAUGGGUAUGGCGAAGCCCCAUGCUCUGGCCGUACAUCGAGCAGCUCUCCUUAACUUCCCUCCUCCUCCUCCUCCUCCUCCUGCUCCUACUCCGUCGUCUAUUCGUUCUGCACCUGUUAUUGCUACUACUGCUACUACGAUUACAACGGUCACAACAACUACGACUGUUGUUUCUUGCUCACGAAAGUUGGCCGUCGGUACGGCGGCGACGUUGGGCCGAUUAGACACUAGUCUUUACUCGCCCUCCCGAGAGCGAUGUCUGCGGCGGGCGAUCCAGAGGUACGCGACAUUGCAAUUCAGAGAUAGAACGAGGAGGAUGGCGCCUAUACUUCUCCGGCUGGCCUUCCACGAUUGCGUGACGAGGAGGUCAGGAGGGAGAAAGGGAGGCGGUUGCGACGGGUCGAUCUUGCUCGAUUCGGAGCUGAGUGCCGAAGCCAACGACGGACUGGUGGGAACCACGCAGGUCAUCGAUGACAUUCGUCGGAGGAGCGGCCGGGCCUGUGGCGGAGUGGUCCCCACACGAGCGGACACCAUCGCUGCUGCCGGAAUCGCUGCGAUCAGCGCCAUGGGCGGCCCAGACGGCUCCGCAUACGGCUUUCGAUUGGGCAGAAGAGACGUGAAUGCGACCGCAAACAUGGGUGGGGGGGCUGGAGAUCCACUCACACUGCCUGAUGCAGAUGAGGCGGUCCCGAUCACCCUCGACAAGGUGCGACAGACCGGGCUUAGCGACGAGGAGGUGGUGGUACUCACGCUCCUCGCUCACAGCGUCGGUGUCGCUCACUGCGACCACCUUGUCCGUCGCGUGGGCAGCAACUGCAAGGCCCCUGCGGACCCUUCCCUCACGCCACAGCACGCCUGCUUCCUCGCUAAGGCAUGCGAGAGCGGCAAUCGAACGGAAGUCCAAUUCGAACGCCGGACGCCUUUCAAGCUGGACGACUUGCAUCUGGCACUCAUCUACAGUCAACAAGCGAAUCUGAGGUUCGAUCAGAGCAUGAAGACGCACCCCAGGACGGCAGCCAUCCUGCUCAAGUACUGUAAGCUCUCGCCGGCUUGCAGAAAAGCCGCGGGUCUCAAGCCACCUCCGUCUUCUGGUGGCUCUGGCCCGAGCGGCCAGGGUUCGUCGCUGCUGAGGACGAACUUCAUCCGGGCGUACGUCAAGAUGACUCUUGUGGGCAUCAACACCGACGGUAACUGAAGUCCUCGGAGCUGCCGACGGCCCGACGAUGCAGACACUGGCUGCAGUAAGCUGUCGACUUCUUGCCCGGAGCACCACCAUUUGCCCCGGAAACCAGCCAGACAUUGACCGCGGGGUGUAUCCACAGUUUUUCGAUUGACAGUUUUUCUCGAUCGCAGGUUCCCCUCGCAAUCACGCCGAUAUUCCGUCUGCCGGUGGGAGGGUCGCUCACGCGCAUGUAUUAUUCCACAUCAGAUCGAUGAUUUAUGUGUGUGGAAGUUCCAGAUCGGAUUGACGUUGAUCGUGUGUUUGGAUGGCUGAGGUGACGCGGUAUAGUCUUUUGCGGACGAUUCGGAUCUCGCUGCAUUCCGUCUGCUGACAUUGCAUAUCUCGACGAACAGCUCCUUGAGCUUGCCGAAUUGAACGUGAAAACACGAUUUCAGCAUCGUAUAGUGCGUGUUGGACCCAAACUUAAAGGUGUACUUGUAUUAUUUGAAUCGAAAUCACCGUCGUAGUAGUAAAGCUGACCCUCAACCUAGCGGCGUGAAAUACUUAAUAUUAGAGAGAGAGAGCAAUCGAUCUUUCGAUUGAUCAGGGUCAGCCAAACGGUCAUGGAGAAUCGGAUUUUUUCCCUCCCACAGCGUCAAGAAGCACCCAAGCGUGUUACUCGCCCAUGGAUCUGCCGGCAGUAGGCUAGCGCACGACUUGUCCGUCGCAGACCGCACCGAUCCCGGCUGCUGUCUACCCUUGACUACCUACCCUUCUUCCCACGAAUACAACGUACGGUCAUUAUAGCUGUAUGUGGGGUAUGUUUCAGUCUAAACACGGGUAUAAUGAGCGUACGUUGUAUUCGGGGGACGCAGGUAGUACCGUCUUCGCUCGAUAGAAGCUAUCAUGGCCAUUAUCGCUGUAUUGUCCUUGAAUAAUAUCGCAUGCGUGACCGGGUGAGUCCGUUAGAUAUUGCCGCUAUUUGGUCAUCUGCGAAGUUAACGGGAAAGGGCACGGGGAGCAUGGCUAAAUAAAAACUUGGAUAUUGCCGCUAUUUGGUCACCUGUGAAGUUAUGUGAUCUGUGAAGUUAAGUGGAAAGGGGACGGAGCAUGGCAUGGCUAAGAAAAAACUAAGUGCUUUUAUGCCGCUAUUUGGUCAUCUGCAGAAAGGGUAGGGAGCAUGGCUAAGGAUUAAAGAAAAACUACGUACUUUUGCCGUCUAUGCCGCUAUUUGGUCAUCUGCGAAGUUAACUGGAAAGGGGGAGGGAGCAUGGCUAAGAGAAAAAUAAGUGGAAAGGUGAGGGAGCAUGGUACUUUUGCCGUCAGUCAUUUUUGCUCUUUGGUAAGAGAAAACUAAGUGGAAAGGGGAGGGAGCAUGGCUAAGAAAAAACUAAUUACUUUUGCCGUCAGUCAGGGAGCAUGGCUAAGAAAAAACUAGCAUGGCUAAGAAAAAACUAAGUACUUUUGCCGUAGUCAUUUUUGCUUUUUGGUAGUAGGCUUCCCGUUGUCAUUCUCUGCAACAGGGCUUCUCUCGGGGGCAGAAGUCGGGUAGGCACACACUGUCAGCCGUUUCUUUCUUGCGGCCGAAUGGAGCAAAAUGAGUUUUCUGGUUCGAAUUCGACUAAAUAUCGUCAUGAUGGUGAUAGCCAUGAAAGUGAUGAUGGUGAUUACCACUACGAGGAGGAAUGAAGGAGGUUGGUCAUGACUCAUGAAUCAUGAUGAUGGCUUUCGUAAAUUACUUCGGGUGCACGAGGGAUUGAGUUCGACGCAUGCGUAACCCAUCAUUCGUGUAGGAUGGUAUGGUUUAGUGGAGAUCAG
This is a messenger RNA of Chara braunii, 3549 nucleotides long. The record is from the annotation of a GenBank genome assembly. NCBI's taxonomy places the organism in Eukaryota, Viridiplantae, Streptophyta, Charophyceae, Charales, Characeae.